Globicephala melas (long-finned pilot whale) is the source of this 7726-nucleotide messenger RNA. RefSeq names its product sodium voltage-gated channel alpha subunit 11 (gene SCN11A). Gene Ontology annotation, cellular component: plasma membrane; axon; voltage-gated sodium channel complex. The record is from RefSeq and is a predicted model, not a curated record. Gene Ontology annotation, molecular function: voltage-gated sodium channel activity. NCBI's taxonomy places the organism in Eukaryota, Metazoa, Chordata, Mammalia, Artiodactyla, Delphinidae. Gene Ontology annotation, biological process: sodium ion transmembrane transport; membrane depolarization during action potential; neuronal action potential.
UUCUCAGGGACUCUUUGUCGCUGCGGCCGGUGACCCUGUGGUGCGACAAAAGCACUUAAAAAUCGUUGCGUGCAUAUAGUGCUGGCGGAGAGAGAGCCACUUUGUGACCCAAGGGAGCAAUCUGUAUCCAGCUCUGUGUGGGCCUGGACCCUGGCUUGCGCUGUUCUCCUCAGAGGCCCAAGUAGGCAUAAGAAAAGCGCUGAAAGAAUUAAUGUUGGAGAUGGGCGCCAUGGACUCCACCUCCACUCCCUCAAACAUUCGUGGGCAGCCAAGGGAACCGGCAUAUUUGCCAUGAAGUACCUAAAAAAGGCGGAGGAUUAUAAACUGGCCUGGAAGGAGGAGAAAUAGAAAGGUUUGCAAAGGAGGUGGCCCCAUCUUAUGGAGGCGCACAGUGUUCGUUUAAAUAAGAGGUAGGGAAUUCCCUGGCGGUCCUGAUUAGGACUCAGCGGCCAAAAAAAAAUUGAUGUUAUAAGAAGGCAAAAAAUACUAGUUAAAAUUGUUUACAGCCGGACUUACCUCGUGAUCCAGUGGUUAAGACUUUGAGCUUCCACUGCAGGGGGCAUGGUUUUGAUUCCCUGUCGGGGGCGGGAAAUAAGAUUCCGCAUGACCCACGGCAAAAAAAAAAAUGUUGACAGAGACGACUAAAUUCCAAAUCCUGAAGGAAUUGGGGCUCACUCUAGUAUCUGGUUUAAAUCAUCUCUUAGACUGGGACAGUUAGACCUUUCUGGAUGAAGGUCUGACCUGAGGAAAUUUUCCUGACACUAAUUAUAAGUCUUGAUGGUCCCAGGCUAAUUAUUUGGCCAGUUGGUCGAGGACAUGGAAAGAGCACGAUUGGAGAACUGGUGACAAGGAAGCCUUGGGAAGGGAUAUGGUGAUGGACUUUGCAGAAUGAAUCUUAAGAAUCAUAUGGAUGAAAUGAACAGCUUUGUGGAUUAAACUCAGCCUCCUUUUCCAGGCUCAGUGAUUGCUCAGUGGACUCAUGAAUGAAAUGGUGAUGAUAACAAGUUUGGAGCUGUGCAUGGGAUCACCAAGCCACUGCUGAGCGUUCAGGUUGCUAGCAGCAGUGAGCAGUCCUGAGUUGGUGAUAUGCCUCAUGCUCCAGGAGGACCAGCCAACCACUUGGAGGCAAGCGGAUUCCAUUGGCCCUCCCAGUCAUCGAGGAAGUGGUAGUUAUUUGUCCUCUCUGAAAUACACUAAGUUUAAAUUUGCUUUCCUUGAUUGCUGUGCUCUGUCAGCACCACCAUCUGGGAACUUCCGGAAUGCUUUAUGCACUGUCAUUGUGUCUGACACCAUAUUGCUUCUGAUCAAGAAAUUCACUCUGUAAUGAAAGAAGCAAUGCAAUGGGCUGUUGCCCAUAGAAUUCAUUGGUCUAAUUGUAUAGUCUAUCACCAAGAAGCACCUGGUCUUACUGAAGUCUUAUUUAUGGUGCUUUCUGGAAAAUAACCCUUUUUGAUGCUGUUUUAUAGGAUGCAGUAUAUGCUUUGAACUAGUGUGCAAUAUUUGGCACUCUUUCUUCCUGCUCCUGUUAUCUACUGCUGUAUAACCACCCCAAAACUUAGUCGUUUAAAGCAACUUCAACAUUUACUUUGCCUACAAAUCUGUAAUUUAUGCAGGGCUCAGUGGGGACAGCUUAUUUCUGUUCUACUUUCCACUUGAUGCCAGUUGGGGCAGCUAAAAAGUUGGCAGCUGGAAUCAUCUAAAGGCCCACUCCUUUACAUGUCUGGUGACUGAUGCUGAAUCUGUGGGCAGAACACCUACUCAUGGCCUUUCCACAGUGCUGUUUGGCUCCUCACAACAUAGUAGCUGGGUUCCAAGGGCAAGCAUGCCAGGAGAGAGAAAUCCAGCCUGGAAAAAGAUUCAUGAAAUGAUAAGGCCUUUUAACAGAUUUGUCCACAUGUUUAAAUACAUGUUUUCUGGCUCCAUGACCAAGCCAUUUACUGAAGGAAGUGAAGGUGACCAGCUGCCCCUCCCAGAAAGGCUUCAAUUGCCAGGAGCAGGAGCUUGGACUCUGCGAGAGACUUGCUCUGUGGAGAGCUUCAAGAGGUACCACAGGGGCUGCUGCCUGGAGCCACCUUACCAGGAGGCAGAGCUCUCUGAGGAUCUGCUGCUUGUCUCUGCCCUGAGGGUGAAGAUGGAUGACAGGUGCUGCCCGGUGAUCUUCCCAGAUGCGAGGAAUUUCCGCCCCUUCACUCCUGACUCUUUGGCUGCAAUCAAGAAGCGGAUCGCCAUCCAGAAGGAGAAAAAAAAGUCCAAAGACCAGACAGCAGCAGAACCCCAGCCUCGACCUCAGCUUGACCUAAAGGUGUCCAGAAAUUUGCCCAUGCUCUAUGGUGACAUUCCCCAUGAGCUGAUAGGGAAGCCCCUGGAAGACUUGGACCCAUUCUACAGAAAUCAUAAGGUUUGUGUCAUAUUCACCAUAUAUCAAGGACAGCAGCAUCAGUCUGUCAUCCCUGCGUACCUUCCGAGUGUUCAGAGCUUUGAAAGCAAUUUCAGUAAUUUCAGGGCUUGUUCUGAACAAUUUGAAUGCAAACAUACCAAUAAAAAUCCUGACUAUAAUUACACGAAUUUUGACAGCUUUGGCUGGUCUUUUCUUGCCGUGUUCCGGCUUAUGACCCAAGAUUCCUGGGAGAAGCUUUAUCAACAGACUUUGCGCACCUCAGGGCUCUACUCAGUCUUCUUCUUUGUGGUGGUCAUCUUCCUGGGCUCUUUCUACUUGAUUAACUUAACCCUGGCUGUUGUCACCAUGGCUUACGAGGAACAGAACAAGAAUGUAGCUGCUGAGACAGAAGCCAAGGAGAAGAUGUUCCAGGAAGCCCAGCAGCGGUUAAAGGAGGAGAAGGAGGCUCUGGUUGCCAUGGGUAUUGACAGAAGUUCACUUAAUUGCCUUGAAGCAUCAUCUUUUUCCCUGAAGAAGAGAAAGCUAUUUGGUAAUAAGAAAAGAAAAUCCUUCUUUUUGAGAAAGUCUGGGAAAGACCAGGUUCCAGGAUUAGAUUCUGAUGAAGAUUCUUCAAAAAAGCCACACCUACUUGAACAAACCAAACGACUGUCCCAGAAUCUGUCAGUGGAGCACUGUGAUGAGCACAGAGACCCCUUCCAAAGGCAGAGAGCACUGAGCGCUGUGAGCAUCCUCACCAUCACCAUGCACGAACAAGAAAAAUCACAGGAACCUUGCCUCCCAUGUGGGGAAAACCUGGCAUCCAAAUACCUCGUGUGGGACUGUAGCCCCCGGUGGCUGUGCAUUAAGAAGGCCCUGAGAACCAUGAUGACUGACCCUUUUACUGAGCUGGCCAUCACCAUCUGCAUCAUAAUCAACACUCUCUUCUUGGCCAUGGAGCAUUACCAAAUGGACCAGAGUUUUGAGAACAUGUUAUACACAGGGAAUUUGGUUUUCACUGGCAUUUUCAUGGCUGAAAUGUGCCUAAAAAUCAUUGCGCUGGAUCCCUACCACUACUUUCAUGGAGGCUGGAACAUUUUUGACAGCAUUGUUGCUCUUCUGAGUUUUGCAGAGGUGAUAAUAAAUAGUAUGUGUCCAGGAAAACAAAGUUGUAUGUCACUUCGUUCCUUAAGAGUGCUGAGGGUCUUCAAGUUAGCCAAAUCCUGGCCAACUUUAAACACACUGCUUAAGAUAAUUGGCCAUUCCGUUGGAGCCCUUGGAAACCUGACUGUGGUCUUGGCCAUUGUGGUCUUUAUUUUCUCAGUAGUUGGCAUGCAGCUUUUUGGCUCUAAAUUCAAUUGCAUAAAGAGUAAUUCAAAGUCCCAUGACCCUGCAGUCCCAUGUUUACGACGCUGGCACAUGGGGGAUUUCUACCACUCCUUUCUGGUGGUAUUCCGCAUCCUCUGUGGGGAAUGGAUCGAAAACAUGUGGGAAUGUAUGCAAGAAGCUAACCAAGCACUGUGCAUUAUUGUGUUUCUGUUGAUCAUGGUGAUAGGAAAACUCGUGGUACUCAACCUCUUCAUUGCCUUGCUGCUCAAUUCCUUCAGCAAUGAGGAGAGAGAUGGACACUUGGAAGGAGAGGUCAGGAAAACCAAAGUCCAGUUAGCCUUGGACCAGUUCUGCCGGGCUUUUUGUUUUGUCAUAUGCACUCUUGAGCAUUUUUGUACCAAGUGGUGCAGGAGACAACAUUUACCAAAGGAAGAAGAGGUGACAGAAGGCCCUGAGGCAGAGAGCAAAGGUGUCAUUCCCCUGGACACAGAGAUGAGAAAGGGCCCAGAGACCUGGGAGGAGUUUGGUGUACUGACUUCCGCACCAAAGACCUUGAGUGUCGGGCAUGAUCGGACUUGGUUGGCCCCACUAGCAGAGGAAGAAGAUUAUGCUGAAUCCCCUGGUGAAGAUAAGGCACAGCCUAUCACACAACCUGAGGCUGGAAAACAGUGUCAGGCCAGUGAACUCCAUCAGAAGACCAAGGAGCCCACCAGUCCAGGAGCUCAGAGUGUGGAAAUGGACAUAUUCUCUGAAGGUGAUCUUUAUCUGUCGGUACAGAAUCCCCGAAAGAAGUCUGAUGCUACGAGUGUGCUCUCAGAAUGUAGCACCACUGGUCCACAGGAUCCCUUUAGGCGGGUACUUGAAAUGGUUCCCAAAAAGGAACCAGAGAGAUGUUUGCCCAAAGGCCUGGAUUGCUGCUCUCCAUGCUGUACUAUGGACAAGAGGAAGUUCCCCUGGAUCAUUUGGUGGAACCUGCGGAAAACCUGCUACCAAAUAGUGAAACACAGCUGGUUUGAGAGCUUUAUUAUCUUUGUGAUUCUGCUGAGCAGUGGGGCACUGGUAUUUGAAGAUAUUUACCUUGGUACACAACCCAAAAUCCAAAAAAUACUUAAUUGUACUGACAGUAUUUUCACAUACAUUUUUAUCUUGGAGAUGGGUCUGAAAUGGGUGGCCUUUGGAUUUAGGAAGUAUUUCACCAGUGCCUGGUGCUGGCUCGAUUUCAUCAUUGUGAUUGUCUCUGUGACCAGUCUCAUCGACUUAAAGGUCUUGAAGUCCUUCCGGAUUCUGCGAGCGCUGAGGCCUCUGAGAGCACUGUCCCAGUUUGAAGGAAUGAAGGUGGUAGUUAAUGCUCUCAUAGGUGCCAUACCUGCCAUCCUGAAUGUUUUGCUUGUCUGCCUCAUUUUCUGGCUCAUAUUUUGUAUCCUGGGAGUAAAUUUGUUUUCUGGAAAAUUUGGAAGAUGUGUUAAUGUAACAGAUGGAAACUCAGUUAUAAAUUACAACAUUGUUGCAAACCGGAGUCAAUGUGAAAGUGGAAAUUUCUCCUGGUUCACCCUGAAAGUCAACUUUGACAAUGUGGGAAUGGCUUACCUCGCGCUGCUGCAAGUGGCAACAUUUAAGGGCUGGAUGGAUAUUAUGUAUGCAGCUGUUGAUUCCAGAGGGGAAGGACAACAGCCAAGGUUUGAGGAGAACUCAUUAAUGUAUGUUUACUUCGUAGUUUUUAUCAUCUUUGGCUCAUUCUUCACUCUGAAUCUCUUUAUUGGUGUUAUUAUUGACAACUUCAACCAACAGCAGAAAAAGUUAGGUGGCCAAGACAUCUUUCUGACAGAAGAACAGAAGAAAUACUAUAAUGCAAUGAAAAAAUUAGGAUCCAAAAAACCUCAAAGGCCCAUCCCAAGGCCUCUGAACAAAUGCCAGGGUCUUGUUUUUGACCUAGUUACACACCAGGUCUUUGACAUCAUCAUCAUCAUCCUCAUUUUCCUCAACAUGGUUAGCAUGAUGGCUGAAUCAUAUGGCCAGUCCAGAGCCAUGGAACUCUUCCUUGAGCGUCUCAACCUGGCCUUUGUGGCCGUCUUUACAACUGAGUGUCUCAUCAAAAUCUUUGCUUUGAGGCAAUACUACUUCACCAGUGGCUGGAAUUUAUUUGAUUGUGUGAUCGUGGUCAUUUCUAUUGUUAGUACAAUUGUUUCUGCCUUGAAAACCCAGGCACACAUUCCUUUCCCUCCAACAUUCUUCAGAAUUGUCCGCUUGGCUCGGAUUGGCCGAAUCCUGAGACUUGUUCAGGCAGCACGAGGAAUCAGAACUCUCCUUUUCGCGCUAAUGAUGUCUCUUCCCUCUCUAUUCAAUAUUGGCCUUCUACUCUUUCUGGUUAUGUUUAUUUAUGCCAUUUUUGGUAUGAACUGUUUUUGCAAAGUGAAGGAAGAGUCUGGAAUUGAUGACAUAUUCAACUUCAAAACUUUCAAAGGCAGCAUGCUCUGCCUCUUCCAGAUAACCACGUCGGCAGGCUGGGAUGCCCUCCUCAGCCCCAUGUUGCAAUCAAAAGACUCAUGUAACCCCAAGUCAGAGAACUGUUACCUCUCUGCCAUAGCCAUAACCUACUUCGUCAGUUAUAUCAUCAUCUCCUUUCUCAUCGUGGUCAACAUGUAUAUUGCUGUGAUUUUAGAAAACUUCAAUAUAGCCACUGAAGAAAGUGAGGACCCUUUGGGUGAAGACGACUUUGAAAUAUUCUACGAAGUCUGGGAAAAGUUUGACCCGGAAGCAACACAAUUUAUCAAAUAUUCUGCUCUUUCUGACUUUGCUGAUGCCCUUCCUGAGCCUCUCCGUGUGGCAAAGCCAAAUAAAUACCAAUUUUUAGUCAUGGACUUGCCCAUGGUGAGCGGAGAUCGCCUUCAUUGCCUGGAUAUCCUGUUCGCUUUCACUGCUAGGGUACUUGGUGAGUCCAGUGGCCUGGAUAGCAUGAAAGCAGUGAUGGAGGAGAAGUUCAUGGAAGCCAACCCUUUCAAGAAGUUAUAUGAACCCAUAGUCACCACCACCAAGAGGAAGGAAGAGGAAAGAUGUGCUGCUGUAAUUCAAAAGGCCUUUCGAAAGUACAUGAUGAAGACCAAGUGUACCUUGGAAGACAGGCCUCAUUCACCCCUCCAGACACUCUGCAAUGGAGACUUGUCCAGCUCUGGGGUGGCCGAGGGCAAGGUCCACUACGACUGAGCCCCUCACCUCCACCCCUACCUCACAGCCUCAGAGCCUUGCCUCCAGCCUCUGAGCUCCAAGGGGUCCACAGCUCAGUGUGCGAACAAGCAGUGGACUCACUGAAUUAGCCAUUCCAUUUUUCUUUUUCUGGCUAAAAGAAAUGGUGUUUCUGAGUUCACUUCAAAUGGUUCUUAUAGAGAUAUAAGAUAAGGCUGCCCGACUAUAACCACCGGUACUGUUUUAACCAGGAAAAAGACACUAGAAUGGACUGUAGAGCAGGGGUCUCCAACCCCUGGGCUGCAGACCACACUACCGAUCCGUGGCCUGUCAGAAACUGGGCCGCACAGCAAGAGGUGAGCAGAGGGUGAGCCAGCAAGAUUUCAUCUGCCGCUCCACAUCACUCGCGUUCCGCCCGAACCACCCCUCCGCAACCCCGUCUGUGGAAAUACUGUCUUCUGCAGAAUUGGUCCCUGGUGCCAGAAAGGUUGGGGACCGCUGCUGUAGGGGACACUAAUGUGAGGAUUGAAGCACAGUUCAAAUUAUAUCAAAAGAAACUAAUAAGAAACAGAAAACAUUAACAUUUUAAAUUGUGUUUUUCCAAAUGUUCUUAAGUACAGUAUCCAACACCUUUGUUUGAUGUUUUCCCCAAUAAAAUAUAUGGCUUAUCACACAUAACUCUUCUGCAUGCUAAGUGAAAAUUCAAAACCUGCCAAUAAAUACUUAUUGCAGAUUUUUUUUUAACCAGCAUUAAACUUUUGGGGUUUAUUUCAAACCUAAAAGCAUGGUCAUGACUUGUCAGUUACCACCGUAUCUUUCACCAGCUGCAAUCUCUGUUAUAUA